AUGCCAGUCGAUUCAGUACUCCAGCUCAGUUGCAGCUGCAACCAAUACCCUUGGGGCAAGCAGGGUCGCGAUUCUAUUUCAGCACGUCUUUGCGAGAAGACUCCCGGUUGGGAUGGCGAGAAGGCCGACAAGGAGUUCAAGAUCGAUGACAGCAAGGCCUACGCCGAGAUGUGGAUGGGCACAUACCCCGUUCUUCCCUCAUACGUAAAGUCGACUAUGGAGGAUCUGCAAGACGUUAUCGACAAGAACGCUGAGCAGCUCAUUGGCAAGAAUGUCAUUGACAAGUUCGGCCACACCAACCUCCCUUUCCUGCCCAAGGUCCUGUCCAUCGCAAAGGCUCUUCCUCUCCAGCUCCACCCCAACAAGGAACUCGCCGCCAAGUUGCACAAGGAGGACCCUCAGAACUUCACCGACCCCAACCACAAGCCCGAGAUUGCUCUUGCUCUGUCCAAGUUCGAGGCCUUCUGCGGAUUCAAGCCCCUCGAUCGCAUCGAGCCUCUCUUCAAGAUCGACCCUCUCAAACAAUUUGUACCGGAGCACACCAAGUUCGACGAUGAGGUCCUUAAAAAGACUGUCAACUCUCUGCUCAAGGCCGAUGAGAAGACUGUUGGAUCCGUCGUUGAUGCUCUCACAAAGCUCGACAAGUCCAAAUUCGGCCAGGACACAUACAUCCCUGAACUUAUCCCCCGUCUGGCUGAGCAGUACGACAAAACUGACAACGGUAUCCUUGUUGCCCUCGUUACCAUGAACUACCUCGUCCUGCAAGCUGGUGAAGGUAUCUACAUCCCCGCUGAUGGUAUUCACGCCUACCUGGCCGGUGAUAUCAUUGAGUGCAUGGCACGCAGUGACAAUGUCCUCAAUACCGGCUUCUGUCCUCAGGCUGAGCGCAACUCUGCCGAUCUAUUCACAUCUACCCUCACAUUCAAGCCUCACGAUCCCGAGGCCUGCAUGCUUCGCGGCGAGUCCUAUGACCGCAGCAAGAGUGGCAAGACUCAAGUUUACAGACCUCCUAUGAGCGAGUUCAACAUGCUCGUGUCAACACUCGGCAAGGGCGAGAAGGAGACUCUUGGUGCUGUCAACGGUCCUAGCAUCCUCCUUGUGACUGAAGGUAAGGGCAAGUUCACGGCGAAGGGCACGUCCUAUGAUGUUUCAGAGGGUAAUGUUUUCUUCAUUGCUCAAGGUACUGAGCUUGAGAUUGAUGCCGAGAGUGGCCUUUUCUUGCACACCGCGUACUGCGAGUAA
Messenger RNA from Aureobasidium subglaciale EXF-2481, 1242 nucleotides. RefSeq lists its product as uncharacterized. Bases 1 to 1242 code for a protein of 413 amino acids. Gene Ontology annotation, biological process: carbohydrate metabolic process; GDP-mannose biosynthetic process. The record is from RefSeq and is a predicted model, not a curated record. Gene Ontology annotation, molecular function: zinc ion binding; mannose-6-phosphate isomerase activity. Gene Ontology annotation, cellular component: cytosol. The transcript is spliced from 2 exons. NCBI's taxonomy places the organism in Eukaryota, Fungi, Ascomycota, Dothideomycetes, Dothideales, Saccotheciaceae.